UCUCUCCUCCUCUUUCUUCCCCACCCUGUUUUGGAUCCUGACAUCACUCAGGGAGGGAAUCCGGAGCCAGACCUGCAAAACAAGCCCCACUCUCUGCUAUUUUGGCGACCUGGAAUUGACUAAGUAACUUCUCCUAGAGUAGCUCCUUCCCCAGGCAAGAAGAAUGCUGAUCCUUUUGGCCUUCAUCCUCAUCUUCCACAUCACUUCCGCCGCCUUCCUCUUCAUCGCCACCAUCGACAGUGCCUGGUGGGUUUCAGAUGGAUUUUAUACAGAUAUCUGGCGGCGGUGUUUCAAUGCCUCAAACUGUACGACGCUUGACGACAGCUUCCCGGACUAUUCGUCGAUCCAGGCCAUCCAGGCCACAAUGAUUCUGUCCACCAUCCUUUGCUGCGUGGCCUUUUUCGUCUUCAUCCUCCAGCUCUUCCGCCUGAAGCAAGGCGAGCGCUUCGUCCUGACCUCCCUCCUCCAGUUCCUCUCAUGCCUCUGCGUCAUGAUCGCGGCCUCUAUCUACACCGACCGGCGGGAGGAGAUCCACAAGGGCAACAGCUUUGGCUUUUUCGAAGUCACGAGCGGCGAGUACGGCUACUCCUACAUCCUGGCCUGGGUCGCCUUUGCCUUCACCUUCCUCAGCGGGAUCAUGUACCUCAUAUUGAGGAAGCGCAAAUAAUGGACAUCUGGAUGCAGGGCUCUGAAACGCGAAGCAGGAGAGGGCCGAGGUCCUGCGAGAACCCACUGGAUCCCCCCUCCAAAAAAACUCCAGGAGGAUCGUGAUUGCGGUGCCAAAGACCCAGUCCAGAAAGAGCCUUCGCCAUUGAAACAAAACCUGCCUCUUUUAUUUGUACAUACAGUAGUGAAAGGGUCACAUCUGAGAGCAAAACAGCCAGUCGCGCAACAGAACCUGAGAACUCUGCCAAAUCUUCCUUCAACAUAAGAACACUGACCGCCGGCCAGCAACCAACCCAUGUUUCUGAUUGCCUUUGCAUCAUCAUCUUGGCCUGGAAUAAUCCAGAAGAAAGGCCUUUCGAACUCAGCACCCAAGAGACCUGCCAGGCCUUCUGGAUUUUGGACUAUCCCCCCCCCCCAAAAAAAAAUGGCUAGCUUUAACUCUACCGACUGUGCCUCUAUUGUUUUGUAUUAUAUAUAUAUAUAUAUAUACCCCUGGUGUAUAUGGAAAUAAAAGUUACCAAGAACAAGGUA
Anolis sagrei ordinatus is the source of this 1197-nucleotide messenger RNA. RefSeq names its product epithelial membrane protein 2. Gene Ontology annotation, cellular component: plasma membrane; cytoplasm. NCBI's taxonomy places the organism in Eukaryota, Metazoa, Chordata, Lepidosauria, Squamata, Anolidae. Gene Ontology annotation, biological process: cell adhesion; positive regulation of integrin-mediated signaling pathway; regulation of cell-matrix adhesion. Gene Ontology annotation, molecular function: protein kinase binding. The record is from RefSeq and is a predicted model, not a curated record.